UCAAAUUUCCUAUGUAUAAACAUAUAGUCACAUAUGGUUCCUCACUACUUCCUCAGAGACGCUGUGAACAUGGAGGAAGUCAUAGUCCUAUACCCCUCUCCUUUUAGAGGCCACCUAAUCGCCAUGGUAGAGCUUGGCAAGCUCAUAGUCAAGCACCACCCUUCUUUCUCCGUCACAAUCCUCAUCUUAGACACUGCCUCCGUCGCUCAAUACGCGGCAAGCUCCGCCACCGCCCAAUACAUUGCUGCAGUCAACGCCACCACUCCAUCCAUUACCUUCCACCGCCUCCCUCCCGUCUACGACGUCGUCCCUUCCUCCGCUUCCCCCGCAGAGUCAGGCUACUUGCUCCCACGCCUCAACAACCCAAAUCUCCACCAAGCCCUCCAAACCAUCUCCCAUACCUCCAAACUCAAAGCCUUCAUCAUUGAUUUCUUCUGUGACGCUGCUUUCCAAGUAGCCGCAAAUCUUAGCAUCCCCACCUACUAUUUUUACACCUCUAGCGGAAGCAGUCUAGCCGCCUUUCUAUACCUCCCCACUCUCCAUAAAAGCCUGGAUAAAAGCUUGAAAGAUCUCGACGAUCAUUUGCUUGUUGAUAUUCCUGGCUUGCCGCCUGUCCCGGCUUCAGACAUGAUGAAAGGUAUGUCAGAUCGUAGUGCUAAAGUGUAUGAGAAUUUCUUAAACACAGCGACCCACAUGGCCAAUUCAAAUGGGCUUAUUGUAAAUACGUUUGACAUGCUCGAAAGAAAAGCUCUUGGGGCAAUACGGGAUGGGCUAUGCGUGCCAGAUGGACCCACUCCGCCAAUAUUCUGUAUUGGACCUUCGAUAUCAAGCAGCAAUAUUCAAGAUGGAGAAAAUCAGCACGAGUGUCUGAGUUGGCUAAACUUGCAACCGAGUCAAAGCGUCGUGUUUCUGUGUUUUGGAAGCAUGGGAUCGUUUUCAGCAAAACAGUUGCAAGAAAUAGCCGUAGGAUUAGAAAACAGUGGCCAAAGGUUCUUGUGGGUAGUGAGAAAUCCACCGCCAGAUGACAACAAAGAGCCAAAUCUGGAUGUAUUGUUGCCAAACGGUUUCUUGGAAAGGACAGCGGAGAGGGGUUUUGUGGUGAAGCAAUGGGCUCCACAAGUGGAGAUACUGAGUCACGGCUCGGUGGGUGGGUUCGUGACUCAUUGCGGGUGGAACUCGGUGCUUGAAGCGUUGUGUGGCGGCUUGCCGAUGGUUGCGUGGCCUUUGUAUUCGGAGCAGAGGAUGAACAGGGCGGGCUUGGUGAAGGAAUUGAAGGUGGCGUUGGCAGUAACCGAGUCGGAAGACGGGUUGGUGAGUGCGGCCGAGUUGGAGAAGCGAGUGAGGGAGUUAAUGGUCUCGGAAGCAGGCAAAGAGGUGAGAGAGAAAGUUUCAGCCAUGAGAGAUGCUGCUAUGGCAGCCGUGGAAGAGGGAGGGUCCGCUCAUGUUGCAUUGGACAAGCUGGCUGAGUCGUGGGUCACGACAACCUGCUAGUUACAGCUACGUCAUACUUUUCUUUUCUUAGACUGUCUGAUUAAUUACUGUGAUCGACUUUCUGAUUGUGAUUGCUCCUUCUAUCUUCAAAAGGCAAAAUUAGACCAAUUUAAUAGUUGGAAAAUUGCUCUCUUUAAUUGGUUUCA
This is a messenger RNA of Corylus avellana, 1637 nucleotides long. Its product is annotated as anthocyanidin 5,3-O-glucosyltransferase. The record is from RefSeq and is a predicted model, not a curated record. Gene Ontology annotation, molecular function: UDP-glucosyltransferase activity. Lineage: Eukaryota; Viridiplantae; Streptophyta; Magnoliopsida; Fagales; Betulaceae.